GCGCCAUGCAUGGAGAAAGAGGCUUGAACAUAUCCUCUUGAUGGAGUUCUUGUCUUGUAGCUCCCUGAGGCACCACCCAGGUUGGACUUUAUUUCACUUACUUCACCAGCCUUGCCCACCCGCUAGGCCCCUGCUGCAUCCACUGGGACCACUUCCUUCCUGUCCCCAGUCCACAGCUGUUGUAGCAAAGGAUGUUAAUGGCCCAGGCUCCCCGGGGCCACUACCCCCCUGUAUAUGGUAGUGGUGGGAGGUGGCCUGGGCUGGAGGAUGGGGGAAUGUGUGUGUUCAACCUGGACAGGAAGGGAAAUGCUGAGUCCCGGGAUCCCCUCCCUUUCCACCCCCAGCUGUCUGUUUCCUCCCUCAUUCCCCGCUAGCCUCCCCUGGUUUCCUGAUCUCUUUUGCCUGCCCAUGUCCGGUUUGGAUUGAUCCAGACCUCCUCUUAUCUCCUUCCUUUCCUCCGUACUCCUCCAUCUUUCCCUUCCACCUCCACUUUCCUCCUCUCCAGAUUACUAGUUGCUGCCCUACACUGGGCAGGGGAAGGGUGUCGCUAGCUUUACCCUAGCAGGAGUUCUAGGUUGGGGCGGUGGUUGGGGGAGCUCAGCCCCUCUGAGCCUGUGAGUCAGCACUGUCCUUGGGAUUGGUCUCUCUCCUUAGUUCCCCGCCUCUGGGGAGGAGCCAGGCAGCUCCGGGUCCAGCCUAUUCUCGUCUUAGCCAGAGAAGAGGCUCCACGCUGGUGGGGAUGGGCCCCGAAACUGUCUGGGUCUGACCUGGGGGAAUGGAAAUCACUUAUCCUUCUCCUGCCCCAGGACCCCUGUGACUCCUGGGCCAUAGAGGUUCAGCCAGGCUAAGGGCCUGGGGAUGCCCCCUGCCUGGCCCCCUUGCCCGAACUGGCAGGGGGGCCGGGCUGGGCAGCAACCCCCCUCUAACUCCAGCCAUGGAUCUCCUGCCCCCCAAGCCCAAGUACAACCCACUUCGGAAUGAGUCUCUGUCAUCGCUGGAGGAGGGGGCUUCAGGGUCCACCCCCCCGGAGGAGCUACCUUCCCCAUCAGCUUCGUCUCUGGGGCCCAUCCUGCCUCCUCUGCCUGGGGACGACAGUCCCACUACCCUGUGCUCCUUCUUUCCCCGGAUGAGCAACCUGAAGCUGGCCAACCCGGCUGGGGGACGCCUGGGGCCUAAGGGGGAGACUGGAAGGGCAGCUGAGGAUGGGGAGGGGAUCACAGGGGCAGCCAUGCCAGACUCAGGCCCCCUGCCCCUCCUCCAGGACAUGAACAAGCUGAGUGGAGGCGGCGGGCGCAGGACUCGGGUGGAAGGGGGCCAGCUGGGGGGCGAGGAGUGGACCCGCCACGGGAGCUUUGUCAAUAAGCCCACGAGGGGCUGGCUGCAUCCCAACGACAAAGUCAUGGGACCCGGGGUUUCCUACUUGGUUCGGUACAUGGGCUGUGUGGAGGUCCUGCAGUCGAUGCGUGCCCUUGACUUCAAUACCCGGACUCAGGUCACCAGGGAGGCCAUCAGUCUGGUAUGUGAGGCUGUGCCGGGUGCUAAGGGGGCAACAAGGAGGAGAAAGCCCUGCAGCCGCCCACUCAGCUCUAUCCUGGGGAGGAGUAACCUGAAAUUUGCUGGAAUGCCAAUCACUCUCACCGUCUCCACCAGCAGCCUCAAUCUCAUGGCCGCAGACUGCAAACAGAUCAUUGCCAACCACCACAUGCAGUCUAUCUCAUUUGCGUCCGGCGGGGAUCCGGACACAGCCGAGUAUGUCGCCUAUGUUGCCAAAGACCCUGUGAAUCAGAGAGCCUGCCACAUACUGGAGUGUCCAGAAGGGCUUGCCCAGGAUGUCAUCAGCACUAUUGGCCAGGCCUUCGAGUUGCGCUUCAAACAAUACCUCAGGAACCCACCCAAGCUGGUUACCCCUCAUGACAGGAUGGCUGGUUUUGAUGGCUCCGCUUGGGAUGAGGAGGAGGAAGAGCCACCUGACCAUCAGUACUAUAAUGACUUUCCGGGGAAGGAGCCCCCUCUAGGGGGGGUGGUAGACAUGAGGCUUCGGGAAGGAGCCCCUUCAGGAGUUGCUCGCCCCACUCCACCCAGUGUCCAGACCUCUAGCCACCUGGGAGCUACACUGCCUGUCGGACAGUCUGCUGGGGGAGACCCAGAAGUCCGUAAACAGAUACCACUUCCACCCCCCUGCCCAGCAGGUAGAGAGCUCUUCGAUGAUCCCUCCUAUGUCAAUGUCCAGAACCUAGACAAGGCCCGGCAAGCAGGGGGUGGGGCUGGGCCCCCCAAUCCUGCUGUCAAUGGCAGUGUACCCCGGGACCUCUUUGAUAUGAAACCCUUUGAAGAUGCCCUUCGGGUACCUCCCCAACCCCAGUCCAUGUCCAUGGCUGAACAGCUCCGAGGGGAGCCCUGGUUCCAUGGGAAGCUGAAUCGGCGGGAGGCAGAGGCGCUGCUUCAGCUCAACGGGGACUUCCUGGUGCGAGAGAGCACGACCACACCUGGCCAGUACGUGCUCACUGGCCUGCAGAGUGGGCAGCCCAAGCACCUGCUUCUGGUGGAUCCUGAGGGUGUGGUUCGGACAAAGGAUCACCGCUUUGAGAGUGUCAGUCAUCUCAUCAGCUACCACAUGGACAAUCAUUUGCCCAUCAUCUCUGCGGGCAGCGAACUGUGUCUACAGCAACCUGUGGAGCGGAAACUGUGAUCCUUCCCAGCCUCUCUUCCAGAAGAUGCUCUCCAACCCCCUCCACCUUCCUUCCUAACUCUCAGGAACUCACUUGGGAGUGUUCUGUGGGGCUUGGCCUUGGGUAGGAGCUGGGUGUAGUGUGGACUCUGGGUUUAGUAUCCAGCUGAGGGAGGAUUUGUCAGGAGCCUGGGGUAGAGCCCUGCUUCUCCCCAAACCUCACCAAAGUAUUAAUGUACAGAGUAGCCUCCUUGCCUGGGCCUUUCCUGUGCCAAUCUGAUGUUCCCUUCCUCAAGAAGGCAGGUGCUUGUAAUGGCAUACGCCCUGUGGUGAUAAGCCCAGCGAAGCUAUCAACCUUCUGGGGAAGCGGAAACAAAUCACACCUCUGGUCCACCCUGGGCUUCAGGGUACCCCUGACCCCUCUCAGUCCCCCUCUGCCCUAGUGUUUAAACUUUGUGCCUUUGACCAUCUCCUAGGUCUGAAGAUAUUUUAUGCAAAGAGGCCCCUGAAUUCAAGGACAGGGGUGUUGACACCUUUUUGGCUUUUGGAACCCUGCCCUCUUCUUGUUCAGCAUCCCUCCAGUUUGGGAUGGGAGAACAGAGGCAGGCCUGGUAGCUGUAUCCCCUCUCCCUGGGGAUACAAAACCCUUAGAGAUUGCUCCAUAGCCCCCCUACCGGCCAGGGGGUAGUUGGACCCCUCCCCUGCUCAGUGCCUCCUGGCCGGGGCCCCUCCCCACAAGGGGUCUGUAUAUACAUUUCGUAAGCUCCACCUUUUCUCUUUUGCAUGCAUGUUUACUCUACAGCCAAAGUAGCCCUUCGUCCUGUAGCUCCACCCUGCCUCCCCAUCUGUGGCAGUGCGGGUGGCUGAAUUUGGGCCUCCUGUACAUACAGUAAACUGACCCGGGUGGGUUUUGUGGAGGCGGGAACAGGGGUAUUAAGACUCUAAGGCACUGGACAAUCCCUAAAUACUAUCUCUAGAUUUGGAACUGCAUUCAGUUUUUUACUUUAUAUGCAUAUACUUUAGGGCUGUAGAUUUAUUUUCCUAAUCUUGUUUUCCAUGGCUUUUGAGCACAAAAUGAUGAUAAUCGAUUACAUUUAUAUAUCACCUCUUUGACUUUUCCAAGUCCUUUUACAAUUGGCAUUUUUCUCAGAGGUAACUAGGACUGGCAGCAUUUUUUUUUUUAAUGUAAGACCUGCAGCAGAAACUGAUUUAGUCUUGGGACUGAGUUUGGGUCCCUUACCGUGAGGCUGGGAAGUGUGGCUGAGUAUUGAUUGGUACAAUGUCACGAAGUGGUAGCUUAAAACCUCCAGGUGUGGAGCACCUUCUAGGCGCGACCCUGGUGAGACGACGGAAACCGGCCCUGCGGGCUCUCCAGGCCGUGGGGAUCCGGGAGGAUCACUGUUAAAUUCUGGCCGCCGCCUCUUUUUGUUUGGAUGUUUCCACGGGUCUCAGUUAUACCAAAGGGAAAGUCUCCAUUAAAGUCCGUAUUUCUUUUA
Messenger RNA from Marmota monax (woodchuck), 4164 nucleotides. RefSeq names its product SHC adaptor protein 1 (gene Shc1). NCBI's taxonomy places the organism in Eukaryota, Metazoa, Chordata, Mammalia, Rodentia, Sciuridae. Gene Ontology annotation, molecular function: receptor tyrosine kinase binding. Gene Ontology annotation, biological process: cell surface receptor protein tyrosine kinase signaling pathway; intracellular signal transduction. The transcript has 12 exons. The record is from RefSeq and is a predicted model, not a curated record. Bases 935 to 2689 code for a protein of 584 amino acids. Gene Ontology annotation, cellular component: plasma membrane.